AUGGUAAACGAAGAGGAGGAAGAAACAUAUUACCAUGGUACACAAUUGCAUUAUGAUGAUAAAUUUACGCAUGGUUUGGAGGGGGAAGUUGGGCAUACACCUAUGGGGAAAAAUGUUGAUCCGUCGACAGACGUGAGUCGACAUCACAAAAAAACAGUCACUCCUAUUGUUAGGCUACAACGAACGUGGGGUGCUUCAUUGUAUCAGCAGACAUCAUUCACAGUGAUGGAAUCAAUACCAAAAUUGAAGAAAAUCAUCAAACCAAGGAAAAAAGUAGUAGAUUGUCCCGAAAAAACAAAUGAAGACAUUGUGAAUGAAAACAUUAGUAAUAUUUCAAAGCAUAUACUGUUAGAUAGCCUAUAUGCUGCUAGUACAUUGGGUUUUUAGAAAGAAUGGAAUAUGACCUCUUCCAACCUCAACACUAAACACAUGCUCCAUAUACUCCCACUGGAUGUGGAGUUUUGGUCAAGGUUACUUGCAGUUACUGGCUCUGAGUAGUUAAUUUUUUCGCAUAUUGCAAUACGUAAUGCCUUGCUCAUAGAAAGACAGUCGUCGAAUGCAAGGUGGAUGAUAUACCCUCAAAAACUCAAUUUGCAACCCAAAAUAGAUUUUUUUUAAGGAAUGUAGCAAAUGGCUUUGGAGGC
This is a messenger RNA of Lactuca saligna, 644 nucleotides long. NCBI's taxonomy places the organism in Eukaryota, Viridiplantae, Streptophyta, Magnoliopsida, Asterales, Asteraceae. The record is from the annotation of a GenBank genome assembly.